CGUGCUCCGCCGUCACUGCCCUUGGCCCUGGCCAUGGCCCGUCUGAUGCUCUUACUCAGUCUGGGCCUGCUGGCCAGCCUGCUACCAGUACUGGCUGCCUGUCCCCAGAACUGCCACUGCCAUGGUGACCUGCAGCACGUCAUCUGUGACAAGGUGGGACUGCAGAAGAUUCCCAAGGUGUCAGAGAAGACCAAGUUGCUCAACCUCCAGCGCAACAAUUUCCCUGUGCUGGCUGCCAACUCUUUCCGGGCCAUGCCCAACCUUGUGUCGUUGCACCUGCAGCAUUGCCAGAUCCGCGAGGUGGCAGCUGGCGCCUUCCGUGGCCUCAAGCAGCUCAUCUAUCUGUACCUCUCCCACAAUGACAUCCGGGUGCUGCGCGCUGGCGCCUUUGAUGACCUGACCGAACUCACCUACCUCUACUUGGACCACAACAAGGUGACGGAGCUGCCCCGGGGGCUGCUUUCCCCACUGGUCAACCUCUUCAUCUUGCAGCUCAACAACAACAAGAUCCGGGAGCUGCGGCCCGGCGCCUUCCAGGGUGCCAAAGACCUGCGCUGGCUCUACCUGUCUGAAAAUGCACUCAGUUCUCUUCAGCCUGGUGCACUGGACGAUGUGGAGAACCUGGCCAAGUUCCACCUGGACAGGAACCAGCUAUCUAGCUACCCGUCUGCUGCUCUGAGCAAGCUGAGGGUGGUGGAGGAGCUGAAGCUGUCGCAUAACCCCCUGAAGAGCAUCCCAGACCAUGCCUUCCAGUCCUCCGGUAGAUACCUGGAGACCCUCUGGUUGGACCACACCAGCUUGGAGAAGAUCUCAGAUGGUGCUUUCCUGGGUGUGACCACACUGAAACAUGUCCACUUGGAGAACAACCGCUUGAACCAACUGCCCUCCAACUUUCCCUUUGACAACCUGGAGACACUCAGCCUCACCAACAAUCCCUGGAAGUGCACCUGCCAGCUCCGGGGCCUGCGACGGUGGCUGGAAGCUAAGGCUUCUCGCCCUGAUGCCACCUGCUCCUCGCCUGCCAAGUUCAAGGGCCAGCACAUCCGUGACACGGAUGCCUUCCGUAGCUGCAAGUCCCCCACGAAGAGGUCCAAGAAAGCUGGCCGCCAUUAAACAGGUGCAGGUGGGUGCCAAGUGGGCAGAUCUUGCAUUCCCUUCAAAAAGUAAGAUGCUGUCUCCCAGAAUAUACUCUCCCCAUGGAAGGGCAGACAGACCCUCCAUUUUUUUUUCUUCUUUUAGGACAAAGAAAGGAGGACUGGGGCCUCCCUCAAAAGGACGGGAGAUUACCCAGGACUCCCACCAUUGGCUAGGUCAUGGGAUUCCUGACACCAGUCCUUGCCUCACUGCAGGUCCUGACCCAGCUGGUCCUGGUGACUGGCCUCUGCCUUCUGCCGGAGAGAGACUACUGACCUUCUUGCCUCCCCCACAGUCCCUGCGCAUGCACAGAACUGCCCACACCUAGAUGCGUCCUGGUGGUGGGUCUCGGGCAUUCUGCUACCAACUCAGCCCCACCUGAUAGUGUCCGGGGAAAGACAGAAACCCUCAAUGAGCCACCUCAUGCCUGGCUCUUCUGCCAGCCCCCUCCCAGACCACCUGAGUUUAUCAGAAACAAAACAGGGUG
Molecule: messenger RNA, 1621 nt
Organism: Ochotona princeps (American pika)
Lineage: Eukaryota; Metazoa; Chordata; Mammalia; Lagomorpha; Ochotonidae
Gene: CHAD
Product: chondroadherin
Exons: 3
Coding region: 34-1113 (359 amino acids)
Cellular component (GO): extracellular matrix
Molecular function (GO): protein binding
Source: RefSeq, a predicted model, not a curated record